GCUAAACACCCAGCUUAUUCAUACAACGGAUUCUUCAGCGCUCAUCAGAUAAGCGAGUUGCAGAUAUACAGGGCCAUAGAGUCACUGUCUCACUGAGAUGCCUGGAUUUGGGCCCCGGCGCGGCGCCGCCCCAAUAGUAAAGGAUGCGGAAACGGCAAGCGUGCCAGCCAGAGAGCCAGCAGACAGACAGACAGACAGACAGACAAUGAGCAUAGGGCCCCAGCUCGUGAGGAUGACAGCUGGGAUGAGCAUAGAGGUCAUCGUGCACUGAUGCUCCAUCUCUGUGUUCCCAGCCAGUUCCAGGCCGCAGCUUGGCACGCGUUAAUUAUCACCGUUUACCAACGUGUUCAAUGGGUUAAUCCUCUCGCCUGCUGCGUACAGUCAAAAUGCCACGGGCCGAAGGAUCACAGAAUUCCCAUUCCCCGCAUAUCAAAAUGCCAGUGUGUGUUUCGGAAAAAAAAAACAGUGUGUGUUGUUCCUCGUGCCCGCGAAUCCGGGUUAGCGCAGGCCCAUGCUUAAGCUUACCUGGCAAGCCUCUCCGUUUCAAAACGGAGUCGAAAGCUGCAGCCAGCUGCUGCAAGCUCCGCUUCGCCAUCAUUUCCGAUUCCCACCUCUCCGAGUCCGAACUCCGGAACCGAGCGCUAUGGAGGAGGGGCUGUGGAGGCGGGCGCUCGCCGCCGCCGCCGCCGCGGCGUCGGGGGACCGGAUCGCGGCGGCGUGGGCGGCUGUGCGCGCGCGCGCGGUGGCGCCGGCGCUGGAGGCCGCGGUGUGGCUGUGCCUGGCCAUGUCGGUGAUGCUCGUGCUCGAGGUGUGCUACAUGAGCAUCGUCAGCUUCGUCGCCGUCAAGCUGCUGCGGCGCGUCCCGGAGCGGCGGUACAAGUGGGAGCCCAUGCCCAUGCUCCCCGGGAGCGGCAAGGGCGAGGAGGACGAGGAGGCCGCGGCGGGCGGUGGCGGGGCGUACCCGACGGUGCUCGUGCAGAUCCCCAUGUACAAUGAGAGGGAGGUCUACAAGCUCUCCAUUGGAGCAGCAUGUGCCCUCACAUGGCCGCCGGACCGUAUUAUAAUCCAAGUCUUGGAUGAUUCCACCGAUCCGUUCAUUAGGGAACUUGUGGAGCUUGAAUGCAAGGAUUGGGCCAGCAAGAACAUCAACAUAAAAUAUGAGAUUCGAGAGAGUAGGAAGGGAUACAAAGCAGGAGCCCUGAGGAAGGGCAUGGAACAUAGCUAUGCCCAAGAGUGUGAUUUUGUGCCUUUUGAUGCAGAUGUCCAACCUGAACCAGAUUUCCUUUUAAGAAAGUCCCAAUUUCUUGUGCAUAACCUGAAGAUUGCUCUGGUACGGACACGUUGGGAAUUUGUGAACUAUGAUGUUUGCUUAAUGACAAGGAUACAGAAGAUGUCGCUAGAUUAUCAUUUCAAGGUUGAGCAGGAAUCAGGCUCAUCUGUGCAUGCUUUCUUUGGUUUCAACGGAACUGCUGGUGUGUGGCGGGUAUCAGCAAUUAGUGAAGCAGGAGGGUGGAAGGAUCGCACCACUGUGGAAGACAUGGACUUGGCUGUACGAGCGAGUCUCAAGGGAUGGCAAUUCCUGUAUGUCGGUGAUAUAAGGGUUAAGAGUGAACUCCCGAGUACCUUAAAGGCCUACCGUCAUCAACAGCACAGGUGGACUUGUGGUGCUACUAGCCUCUUCAGAAAAAUGGCACCGGGCAUUGUUAGAAGCAAGGGCGUAUCUGUAUGGAAGAAAUUUCAUCUUCUGUACAGCUUCUUCUUUGUACGAAGGGUCAUCGCUCCCAUCCUGACAUUCCUGUUCUACUGCAUUGUGAUUCCACUGUCCGUCAUGGUCCCUGAAGUCAGCAUCCCUAUCUGGGGAAUGUUCUACAUUCCCACUUCCAUCACCAUCAUGAACGCCAUCAGGAAUCCUUGGUCUAUCCAUCUUGUGCCAAUAUGGAUUCUGUUCGAGAACGUCAUGUCCAUGCACCGGAUGCGCGCCGCCCUGACCGGGCUGCUGGAGACCAUGUAUGUGGACGAGUGGGUGGUCACCGAGAAGGUAGGCGAUCAUGUGAAGGACAAGCUUGAGGUCCCUCUCCUCACACCGUUGAAGCCAACCGAGUGCGUCGAGAGGUAAGCAAUCCGAUCACUCCGACACGUAGCA
Molecule: messenger RNA, 2143 nt
Organism: Setaria italica (foxtail millet)
Lineage: Eukaryota; Viridiplantae; Streptophyta; Magnoliopsida; Poales; Poaceae
Product: probable mannan synthase 4
Cellular component (GO): Golgi apparatus
Molecular function (GO): mannan synthase activity
Source: RefSeq, a predicted model, not a curated record